This is a messenger RNA of Brassica napus (rape), 1019 nucleotides long. Its product is annotated as tropinone reductase homolog At2g29300. Lineage: Eukaryota; Viridiplantae; Streptophyta; Magnoliopsida; Brassicales; Brassicaceae. The transcript is spliced from 5 exons. Gene Ontology annotation, molecular function: oxidoreductase activity. The coding region runs from base 96 to 884 and encodes 262 amino acids. The record is from RefSeq and is a predicted model, not a curated record.
AGUCUUCUGAUGACAUUAUCUCUAGACUAGUGGUUACUAUAUAUAUCUCUCUUUUGCGGCAUUUCUUGUCACUGCUAAUCACGGAAACAAAAAAGAUGGAUAAAAGAUGGAGUCUUCAAGGUAUGACUGCUCUUGUAACCGGUGGAGCCGCAGGAAUAGGGUAUGCCAUAGUAGAGGAGUUAGCUAGCUUUGGGGCCAAAGUCCAUGUAUGCGACAUAUCUGAAACUUUGCUCAAUCAAAGUUUAAGCGAAUGGGGAAAGAAAGGUUUUAAAGUGAGUGGCUCAGUCUGUGAUGUAACCUCACGUCCCGAGAGAGAAACUUUGAUACAAAAAGUCUCCUCGUUAUUUGAUGGAAAACUCAACAUUCUUGUGAACAAUGUGGGUGUACUUCGAGGAAAGCCAACAACAGAAUAUGGGGCAGAUGACUUUGCUUUCCAUAUCUCAACAAAUUUGGAAUCUGCUUACCAUUUUUGCCAGCUUUCGCACCCUCUCCUAAAGGCUUCAGGCUAUGGAAGCAUCGUUUUCAUCUCCUCUGUUUCAGGGGCUGUGUCGAUUAACGGUGCAUCCAUUUAUAGUCUAACGAAAGGAGCUCUGAAUCAGCUAGCUAGGAAUUUAGCAUGUGAAUGGGCAAAAGACGGCAUACGAGCCAACGCUGUUGCACCUAAUAUCAUCAAGACUCCUCAGGCUCAACCUUAUCUUGAGGACGUCAGCUUCAGGGAAGGACUGUUCGGUAGAACUCCACUUGGUCGAGCUGGAGAGCCUAAUGAGGUUGCAGCACUAGUGGUUUUCUUGUGUCUACCUGCAGCUUCAUAUAUAACAGGUCAAACCAUUUGCGCCGAUGGAGGCCUCACGGUUAACGGUUUCUCGUAUCAACCACAGGCUUGAAAAUUGUCUUGUCAUGUUUUGUGACUGUAAUAUUUUCUUUUGAAUAAAAAAACUCACGAUAUGAGGGUGUGCACGAACACAUAAGCGAAUUCACAAUUCCAUUCUGGAGAUUCUAAUCAGAUUUGAUUACACCAA